AUGGCCGAGAAUGACACCUUUUUCGCACCGAGCCUGGCUCGCGUUUACGCUGUGGAAUACCCCAACCGUGCUACCGCGUAUUUAGCCCUUUCAAUUGCCUUAUUUUUGCUAUUAUAUGGCUUCAACCGCAAGGGCGCUCAAAAGCUGGCCUCCGGAGUCUUGGUGGUGGGCGGCAGUGACAAGCAGAAAAUCCACACAAAUCGCGAGCGCUUCCGCGAACAUGCCAAGGAAUUCCUUGAGGAAGGCUACAGAAAAUCGGUGGACGGCUUUUUCUACGUCCCUAGCCCUCUUGGAGAACGGUUGAUGAUACCGGUCAAGUAUCUUGAGGAGUUGAAGACAGCCCCGAUUGAUGAGGUGGACUUCGUUGCUACAUUCAUUGAGAUGUUCGAGGGCAAGUAUACAACAAUGGGUAGUCGAUCAACCUUGCAUCCCCGAGUUGUCAAAGCACAACUCAACCAUCACCUCGCCGACGUGAUGCCGGGAGUGCAACAGGAAAUCGUUGACUCUUUCGCCGACUUAUUCCCUGUAUGCGAGGAUUGGACGCCUGUGCCAGUAGUGCCAAUAUUGACACAGAUCGUGGCGAGGGUUUCCAGCUGCAUGUUUGGCGGCACAACCUUGUCCCACAAUAAGCAAUGGGUUCAGUCGUCGAUUGACUUUGCCAUUGACGGGUUCAUCGGCGCUCAGAAAAUCAAAAAGUACCCCGAGUUCCUCAAGCCAUUGGUAGCACGCUUUAUCCCCGAGAUUCGGAAAAUUGGAGAGCACUAUGCAGCGGCAGAAGCUGCUGCUAUUCCCUUGCUCAAAAGCCGCCGGCAGACGGGCGAGAAAGCGAUGGACCUGCUGUGUUGGAUGGAUGAGCAAGCCAAGGGAGAGGAGCAGGAUCUCAAAUUUUUGGCCGGAAUCCUCUUGAAAGUCAGUUUUGCCGCUAUACACACUAGUGCAGCAGCACCUGCACAAUUGCUUUACGACCUGUGUGAGCAUCCCGAAUUUAUCGAACCAUUGCGGCAAGAAGUGGACAGCGUCAUUGGCCGCGAUGAUUUGAUUGACAAGUCCGGAUUUCUGAAAAUGGUAAAGAUGGACAGUUUCAUGAAGGAGAGUCAGAGGUUUAACCCCUUACUACUGAUCACUUUCGAACGUGUGAUUCAUCAACCGUUCACAUUGUCCUCGGGUUUCACUAUCCCGGCGAAUACAACAAUCGGCAUUCCGACGCAGGCUAUAACGAUGGACGAGUCCCUGUAUCCCCGUCCGGGGGUAUUCGAUCCUUUCCGCUUUGCCAAAAUUAGAGAAGAGCGACCAGAGAUGGAUGGUCGUGCGCAGUAUGUCGCAUCGAAUCCCGAGUCACUGAGUUUUGGGUACGGGCGCCACGCAUGUCCGGGACGAUUCUUUGCUGCCCAAGAGAUCAAGGCCAUCAUGGCUUACAUCCUGCGAAACUAUGACAUCCGGUUUUCUAAAGGUCAAGACCGGCCAGAAAGCCUGCGGGUCGAAACACAGUACUUGCCACAUCCAGCAGCUACGGUGGAAUUCAAACGGCGAUCGUAG
This is a messenger RNA of Diaporthe amygdali, 1536 nucleotides long. RefSeq names its product cytochrome P450. The transcript is spliced from 6 exons. Gene Ontology annotation, molecular function: monooxygenase activity; oxidoreductase activity, acting on paired donors, with incorporation or reduction of molecular oxygen; iron ion binding. The coding region runs from base 1 to 1536 and encodes 511 amino acids. Lineage: Eukaryota; Fungi; Ascomycota; Sordariomycetes; Diaporthales; Diaporthaceae. The record is from RefSeq and is a predicted model, not a curated record.